Messenger RNA from Helianthus annuus (common sunflower), 2346 nucleotides. RefSeq names its product putative disease resistance protein RGA1. The transcript has a single exon. The record is from RefSeq and is a predicted model, not a curated record. NCBI's taxonomy places the organism in Eukaryota, Viridiplantae, Streptophyta, Magnoliopsida, Asterales, Asteraceae. The coding region runs from base 1 to 2346 and encodes 781 amino acids. Gene Ontology annotation, molecular function: protein binding.
AUGAGACAGAGAAACGUAACCGCGAGAAUACGUUGGAAAAGUACCGUCAUAUAUCAUUUAUUUGUUCGUGAGGAAUACGUAAAUUACAAGAAGUUGGAGACAUUUAAAAAAGCGAAAAGUUCGAGAACAUUCUUGGCGUUGGAAAAAAGUCACCAACAUUCAUUCUUAUCGAAUAAGGUUUUGGCUAACUUACUUCCACAUUUACCGUUGCUGAGAGUUCUAAGUUUGAGUAAUUUUCAUAUCAGUGAGGUACCAGAGUCAAUUGGUACUUUGAUACACUUGAGGUAUCUAAAUCUAUCUCAAACACGAAUAACACAUUUACCGGAAAGUGUGUGCAAUCUCUGCAAUUUACAAACAUUAAUUGUUUUUGGAUGUAGUAGAUUAAUUGAGUUGCCAAAGAGCUUUGUUAAGCUAAAAAACCUACGCCAUCUUGACAUUAGAGACACUCGCAUUUUUAAUCACAUUCCCUUAGAGAUUGGUGAGUUUAAAAACCUACAAACUCUUUCCAACAUCAUUAUUGGAGGUGAAGGCGGCUUUGAAAUAACCAAACUUAAAGAUUUAGAAAAUAUAUGUGGGAAAAUUUCCAUGGUGGGUUUGGACAAAGUGAAAGAUGCAACUCGUGCACGCGAGGCAAACUUGUCAGUAAAGAGGAUUAGUGACUUACAGGUUGAAUGGAGUGACGUGUUAGAUGGUCCUCGAGACAAAGAGCUAGAAAAGGAGGUCCUAAAUGAGCUAAAGCCUCAUAAAGAUUAUUUACAACAACUCAAAAUUGGAUCAUACAUUGGAUUAGAGUUUCCAAUUUGGGUAGGAGAUUCCUCGUUUGGUGGAUUGAAGCAUGUGUCUAUACGUGGCUGUAAAAAUUGUACAUCUCUACCGCCACUUGGGCAACUACCAUCAAUUAAGGAGUUGUUUCUUGAAGGCUUUGAGAGGGUGACGGUUGUUGGUAUGGAGUUUCUUGGGACUAGUCUUAGAUUCCCUUCACUUGAAAUUUUAAGUUUUGUAGAUAUGCCAGGGUGGGGGAAAUGGUCAACCAAUAAUAGGGUUGUGUUUCCAUACCUUCGACAGUGGGGAAAAUGGUCAACCAAUAGUGGCGUUGUGUUUCCAAACCUUCGACAACUUCAUAUAAGAGAUUGUCCUAAUUUGGUUGAAGUUUUACUUGAAGCGCUACCUUUAUUGAAAGUUCUAGAAAUAGUUAGAUGUGAUAGUGUUGUGUUGAAAAAGUUGGUUCAAGUAGCUUCAUCAGUCACCAAGUUGGAUAUAUGUCAUAUUUCAAGGCUUAUUGAUGUGGAGUGGAGAGAUGUUAUUAAGAAUCUGAGGGCAGUUGAAGAAUUAACCAUCACGGAUUGUAACGCAAUACGAUACUUGUGGGAAUCAGAAGCAGUUGCGAGUAAGUUUUUUGUGAAGUUAAGAAAAUUGAAAGUAGAUAAUUGUGAUAAUAUGGUGAGAUUCGGAGAGAAAGAGGUGAAGAAUUGUAGUAGCAACUUCCUAUCAUCUCUCACAAUGUUGGAUGUAUGUCGUUGUAAGAAUAUGGAGCGUUGCAGUUGUCCGGGUAGCAUUGAUAACUUGAUUGUAUAUGAAUGUACUUCAUUGACAGUUAUCUCCUUACCAUCAGGAGGGCAGAAACUGAAGUCACUUUACAUUAGUGGUUGUAAGAAACUCUCGGAAAGGGAAUGGGGAGGACACGAGAUCAUGAACAACACAAGACGCAUGCCAAUGCUUGAAGUUAUAGAUAUAUAUGAUUGGCCAGAUCUGAAAUCAGUAACUGAACUGAAGGUCUUGGUUCACCUCACCACAUUGAAAUUAAUAAAUUGUGGAAGUCUGGAGUCAUUUCCCGACAAUGAGUUGUCCAAUUUAACCUUGUUGAAGUAUCUUCAUAUAACAGAUUGUCCAAGUAUGGAUGCUUCUUUUCCUAAUGGGGUUUGGCCUCCCAACUUGCACUCCUUAACAAUAGGGAAGCUGAAGAAGCCCAUCUCACAGUGGGGCACACAGGAUCUUCCAAAUUCAGUUGUUGAACUGUACUUACAUGGUGACGAUGGAGUGGUUAGUUCUUCUCAAUUUGCUAAUUUUCUUCCUUCAUCUAUUACUCAUCUUGAAGUAAUUGCAUUUGAGAAAUUGGAAUCAUUUUCAAUGGGACUCGAACGCCUCGACUCCCUCCAACAUCUCACCUGUUUCAAAUGCCCAAACCUGAUGGAUCUACCAAAAGCGUUGUUGCAUUCACUCUUGAGUUUAAAAGUGUUGGAUUGCCCAAAACUGGAAAAAAGAUGCAGUAAAAGAGGCAGAGGCAGAGGCAGUUACUGGCGUCGCAUCUCCCAUAUCCCCUAUAUCAGCAUAGGCUCUGAAUCAUGA